AUGAUUGCAUCAUUGUUUCUUGAUGGGAGGUUGUGUGUCAUUGUUCUUGCAUCAUACCUGCCGGAGGGUGUGGGAGGACCUACGACACACCUGCCGGAGGGUGUGGGCGGACCUACAUCAUACCUGCCGGAGGGUGUGGGAGGACCUACAUCAUACCUGCUGGAGGGUGUGGGAGGACCUACGACACACCUGCCGGAGGGUGUGGGAGGACCUACGACACACCUGCCGGAGGGUGUGGGAGGACCUACACCACACCUGCCGGAGGGUGUGGGAGGACCUACACCAUACCUGCCGGAGGGUGUGGGAGGACCUACACCACACCUGCCGGAGGGUGUGGGAGGACCUACACCACACCUGCCGGAGGGUGUGGGAGGACCUACACCAUACCUGACGUAG
Molecule: messenger RNA, 396 nt
Organism: Procambarus clarkii (red swamp crayfish)
Lineage: Eukaryota; Metazoa; Arthropoda; Malacostraca; Decapoda; Cambaridae
Product: protein FAM83H-like
Source: RefSeq, a predicted model, not a curated record